This is a messenger RNA of Marchantia polymorpha subsp. ruderalis, 1364 nucleotides long. The record is from the annotation of a GenBank genome assembly. Lineage: Eukaryota; Viridiplantae; Streptophyta; Marchantiopsida; Marchantiales; Marchantiaceae.
UAAGUUCAUCGACUGUAGGAUAUGGAUUCAGGGAUCGGACCUGUCAUCUCAGAAACAAUAACUUCAUUUCAAUGAAGACCAAGCCCCGGACAAGCCCCUCGCAAGGAACCAGGGUCAGGUACAGCACGCCGGGUAGCAGACCCCAAGGAAUCCGAUGACAUCCUGCAGGAAGUGGAUAAGAUUUUGCUUCACGAGGCAGAUAUGUUUCCUGCAUUGAGCACGCUGCCAGACACGCGCCACCCAAGAGAUUCACGAUCUAGUGGUUUCUGAAGUAGCCGAGGAUCCGUAUGACAAGAAUAGUAAGAAUUUAGUUCUUCCUCGUGAGCAUAUGUCCACCAUAGCCUAUGGUGGACAUAUAGCAUACGGUACAACUCUUGAUCCCAAGAUCGAGAUGUACCAUGCAGACUUACACCACAUGCCCCUGAACUGUCUCGAUACAUUCCGCCCGCAUUAGCUCGUUCGACCGAUUCCCUCAACACCGCCCCUCGGUUUCAUGCCAAAAAGCUCCGGACAAAGUUUCAGGGAGAAUGUCCUGUACUCGUAGAGUUGCCAGUCCAGGACAUCUUCCCCAGCAGUUCAAGCCAUUCGAUCUGCCGAGGAGCCCACGAUGCGUGGCAAACUCGUUCGAUCAAACCUACGAGAGGAGAAACGAUCAUCUCCCCAGAAAAUCUGAUGAGAAUCUUAACGCUCGGCUCGGACUUUAUCCACUACCAGGUUCCUGAAAGUAAAUCGCUCCACGAGCCCCAGGUGCUCUUGAUCUUGUGCAGGCUGAGCACCAGGAGGCCCUUCGCAUCCGAUGACAAGUAAGUAUGUGGAGAGUGGUAUGCAGAAAGAAUCGGGGGCCAACCUGUCCAUACGAAAUAAAAUAUAUGGGAAUGUACCAUCAAUCACCUCCUGGUAACAGCGGCUGGUUUCAGGAGCAUUCCAAUGGGAAAUAUUUCAGGCGCAGUUCGAACAUAACCAGGGCUAUUCUUCAUCUCAUGUCUGCACACGAAACGACCCGCCGUUGGCCACUUCCGUCAGAUGAGAAUUUUGCUUCCCAAACCGAUAGCCGAAAUGGAAGCGUCAGCAGCAGUAUGGAGUCCAUACUGCUGUUGACGUGUGUCCAUACUAUGGACACAGGAGCUUAUAAUAUUUGGCAAAGGGUGGAAUAAGGGCAAUCUUCGUACGAUUCGUAGUAUGCAGAUCGAGUUCUCAUAAACACAUGGGAUGGAGUGGAAUUCUUUUGAGCCGGAUUUCGUGGGAAGAAACAAUCCUACAUUUUUUUAUGUAAUAAAAAACUCCAGUUCAUUCUUCUUUUCGAAAAUUGAAUCUUCUAUCGUCAAGAUCUUAGAGUAACACUUAACGAAAAUGAAAAUAUUCUC